GCCUUAAGGGUGGCGGCGGCCCGGGGCGGCCCAGUCGGCCUGUCAGCCGGCUUCGUGGCACGCUGAGGCGCUAUCGGGGCGGCGGCGGCUAUGGCGGCAGAGGAGGACGAGGUGGACUCGGCGGAUACCUGCGAGAGGUCAGGAUGGCUAACUGGCUGGCUUCCUACAUGGUGCCCUACAUCUACAUCACACCUUAAAGAAGCUGAAGAGAAAAUUUUAAAAUGUGUCCCCUGCACAUACAAAAAAGAAUCUGUUCGCAUAUCUAAUGGAAAUAAAAUAUGGACACUGAAGUUUUCUCAUAAUAUUGCAAAUAAGACUCCACUUGUCCUCCUCCAUGGUUUUGGAGGAGGUCUUGGACUCUGGGCACUGAAUUUUGGAGAUCUUUGCACCAAUAGGCCUGUCUAUGCUUUUGACUUACUGGGCUUUGGACGAAGUAGUAGACCCAAGUUUGACAGUGAUGCAGAAGAAGUGGAGAAUCAGUUUGUGGAAUCCAUUGAAGAGUGGAGAUGUGCCCUAGGAUUGAACAAAGUGAUCUUGCUUGGGCACAACCUGGGUGGGUUCUUGGCUGCUGCUUACUCACUGAAGUACCCAUCAAGGGUUAAUCAUCUCAUUUUAGUGGAGCCUUGGGGUUUUCCUGAGAGACCUGACCUUGCAGAUCAAGACAGACCAAUUCCAGUUUGGAUCAGAAUCUUGGGAGCAGCAUUGAGUCCCUUUAACCCUUUAGCUGGCCUUAGGAUUGCAGGACCUUUUGGUUUAAGUCUAGUGCAGCGUUUAAGGCCUGAUUUCAAACGGAAGUAUUCUUCAAUGUUUGAAGAUGAUACUGUGACAGAAUACAUCUACCACUGUAAUGUACAGACUCCAAGUGGUGAGACAGCUUUCAAGAAUAUGACUAUUCCUUAUGGAUGGGCAAAAAGGCCAAUGCUUCAGCGAAUUGGUAAAAUGCAUCCGGACAUUCCAGUUUCAGUGAUCUUCGGCGCCCGAUCCUGUAUAGAUGGCAAUUCUGGCACAAGCAUCCAGUCACUACGACCACAUUCAUAUGUGAAGACGAUAGCUAUUCUUGGGGCAGGGCAUUAUGUAUAUGCAGAUCAACCAGAAGAGUUCAAUCAGAAGGUGAAGGAGAUCUGUGACACUGUGGACUGAACACACUGAAGCCAUUGUGAAAAAACCUGGUGAUUGAUACAGUUAUGCAGCAAUAAUUCCUAGUCUACAAUGAAGAGUAAGGAAUCAAAUAUAAGAACUAGGCAGUCUACUUGACUGUACUUUGCACAUAUUUUCUUUAUGAAGUUGCUUGCACAUUUAAACCAGUUAGUGCCUUCUAGAAGAAAGGCUUUCCUUUCUCCUACACGAAAUUGAAAUACAUGAGAGUCUCCAAAUUUGAUAGCUUUAAAUAAAAGGUUAUCUGUC
Cynocephalus volans (Philippine flying lemur) is the source of this 1404-nucleotide messenger RNA. RefSeq names its product 1-acylglycerol-3-phosphate O-acyltransferase ABHD5-like. Lineage: Eukaryota; Metazoa; Chordata; Mammalia; Dermoptera; Cynocephalidae. The transcript has a single exon. Gene Ontology annotation, biological process: positive regulation of triglyceride catabolic process; lipid homeostasis; phosphatidic acid biosynthetic process. The record is from RefSeq and is a predicted model, not a curated record. Gene Ontology annotation, molecular function: carboxylic ester hydrolase activity; lysophosphatidic acid acyltransferase activity. The coding region runs from base 91 to 1140 and encodes 349 amino acids. Gene Ontology annotation, cellular component: mitochondrion; lipid droplet.